AUGUAUUUCUCAACUUCUUUGAUCGCUGCAGCAGCAGCCCUCCUCGCUGCUCCAGCCAACGCCCACAUGGACAUGAGAACUCCUUAUCCCUAUGGGCCGAACAGUCUGAACAACUCGCCGCUCAUGAACAACUUGGCAGACUUCCCAUGCAAGCAGAGACCGGGAGUCUACGACCCACCAGCACAGGAAAACAUCUUCGCCAUCGGUGAAGAGCAGACUCUCAGCUUUAGAGGAAGUGCCGUGCACGGCGGUGGUUCAUGCCAGGUCUCUCUCACAACCGACAUGAAACCCACCAAGGAGUCAGUCUGGAAGGUCAUUCACUCAAUCGAAGGUGGCUGCCCUGCAAAUGUUGAUGGAAACCUGCCCGAGGAUCCCAAUGGCAGUGGAGCUUCGCAGUUCAAGUUCAAAGUUCCCCCCAGCAUUGCUCCAGGCGAAUAUACUCUUGCUUGGACCUGGAUCAACCGCAUCGGCAACCGUGAAUUUUAUAUGAACUGCGCUCCCAUCAAGGUUACCGCGUCCAAGAAACGAUAUGCUCCCACACCAAUUCAGGAGCCAAGAAGCCUCAUCCCCCUUGCUAAGCGUGCCGACCUCCCAGACAUGUUUGUCGCCAACAUCAACGACUGUAUCACUAGUGAAGGUGUCGAUAUCAGAUUCCCCAACGCCGGUGAAUCUGUCGAACGUCCUGGCUCGCCCCAAAACCUGUUGGCAGUUGGCAAGCCAAUUUGCAUGAUGAAGGAUGGAAGCAACGGCCCAAUGGCACCUGCAGAUGGCGGUAGCUCUCCUAGCCCAAGUGAUGGUGACAAAGGUGGCAGUGGAGGCAACGGAAAGGACGGAGGCGAACAAGCUCCUCCAGACGCAUCCAAACCUACCAACGCUCCUGGUAUCUUCUUGCCAUCCGCCGCUGUUCCUACGUCUGCUCCCACCAGUGCUCCUGCUCCCGCAGACCCUCCAGCCCCAGCAAAUCCUCCAGCAGAUCCUCCUGCAAACCCGCCUGCUGCACCCCCAACCCCAUCCAGCCCACCUACCGGUGGUGACGGCGGCGCCGGAAAGACCGGUCCCUGCACUGAAGAGGGUGCGUGGAACUGCAUCAACGGAACUUCCUUCCAGCGCUGCGCCAGUGGGCAAUGGUCACCAUCUGUCGCCGUGGCAGAGGGCACCAAAUGCACCGGAGGGAUUUCCAACGAGUUGAAGCUGGAUACCGUCAAGAGAACCGUGCACUUGCACCGUCGUCACGCCCAUGCGGGGCCUCACAAGAUCUAA
This is a messenger RNA of Uncinocarpus reesii 1704, 1260 nucleotides long. RefSeq lists its product as uncharacterized. The transcript has a single exon. NCBI's taxonomy places the organism in Eukaryota, Fungi, Ascomycota, Eurotiomycetes, Onygenales, Onygenaceae. Bases 1 to 1260 code for a protein of 419 amino acids. The record is from RefSeq and is a predicted model, not a curated record.